CCUACUCACUCUAUAUAAACACAACACAUUAAGUUUGUGCACCAAAUUAAAGUAGCUACCAAUCAACCAUACAAAGAGAGUUAGCACUAACAUAUAUAGUUUUGAGGAUGGUGUUGAAAGUGGAAUUACUUUCCAAAGAGAUGAUGAUCAAGCCAUCAUCACCAACUCCACCUCACCUCAAAACCUUCAAACUAUCCUUUCUUGAUCAAAUCUCACCGCCCCUUUUCGUCCCUCUCAUCUUCUUCUUCCAUCAUGGUGAAGAUGAUCAUGGCCGUUCAUCACAACUGCUAAAGCAAUCUUUAUCGAAGGUCUUAACCCUGUUUUAUCCCUUAGCUGGACGGAUCAAAGGAAACGAUUUCAUUGAUUGUAGUGAUGAUGGCGCACUGUGGGUUGAAGCUCGCGUUCAUGGCUUCCUCAAAGAUGUGGUUGAGAAUCCAUUAAUGGAGGAGUUAGAAAAGUUUCUUCCCGUAGAGUCUUAUAGUGAUGAUGAUAGUGAGUUAAUGCUUGGUGUUCAAGUAAAUCAUUUUCUUGACGGCGGAAUAGCCAUCGGGGUUUGCGUGUCGCACAAGAUCGCCGAUGGGCUCUCUCUCGUCAACUUCGUCAAUGCAUGGGCCGUUACCGCCCGCGAAGGAGACGCCGCCGCCGGGAAAAUCUCGCCGCCCAAUUUCGGGUUGGUGACGUCUCUCUUCCCGCCAACCAACACAGACCUGUCCGAGUUUGGAUUCUCGCAUACCUUAUGCAUGACGAGGGAAAAGAUCGUCACCAGGCGCGUCCUGUUCGAUAAAGAAAAGCUGGCAGCUCUGAAGAAAUCUGCGGCGGCAGAGUCGUCGGGAGUGGAAAACCCCACACGCGUGGAGGUCCUCUCCGCCUUCUUGUGGAAGCAAUAUAUCGAGGCAAGUAGAAAAAGAUCCCAAGACGCUUCGAUGAAGAAAACGUUCCGGGCCACCCACAACGUGAACCUCCGUGCGAGGAUGAAUCCACCGCUCCCCGAAGCGACGUUCGGGAACCUUUGGAGUCCGGUAGAAACGCCGCCGUCGGAAACAUGCCCAGACGACGCUCACCUGGUGUUUCAAUUGAGAACUUCCAUGAGGGAAAUCAACGCGGAAUACGUAGAAGCUUUGCAAAACGGAAAAGGACAUUCUGAACAUCUCCGUAAAUGGCGUUUAACCGGCGAAGUGGAAGCUGAGUUCUUGGAUUUUAGUAGCUGGUGCAGGUUUCCAAUAUACGAGGUAAAUUUCAGUUGGGGAAGGCCUGUUUGGGUAUGCACAACAAGUUUUCCGUACAAGAAUUUCAUUGUAUUGAUGAGCACCAAAUGUGGGGAUGGGAUUGAAGCUUGGAUUAACAUGCGUGAAGAAGAUGAUGAUAUAUAUAUGGGAGCAGGGUUAUGUACGUCAUCCAAUUAGAUAGAUAGGCUUAUUUCUACUAUCUAUCAGAGUUAGGUUUAUAAUGAGUA
This is a messenger RNA of Ipomoea nil (Japanese morning glory), 1453 nucleotides long. RefSeq names its product vinorine synthase-like. Bases 108 to 1403 code for a protein of 431 amino acids. The transcript is spliced from 2 exons. The record is from RefSeq and is a predicted model, not a curated record. Lineage: Eukaryota; Viridiplantae; Streptophyta; Magnoliopsida; Solanales; Convolvulaceae.